GGGACCCUGUAGGGAGUGCAGGGACCCCAGAGAGGGGUCAGGGACCCCAUGGGAGAGUACAGGGACUCCAUAGGGAGGGCACAGACCCCAUGGAGGGGGGGCAGGCACCCCACAGGGGCGUGUCAGGGACCCCGUGGGUGGUUUUGGGGCCCCCAUGGGAGGAUGCUGGGACACGGGGGGUGUUUUAGGGACCCGAUGCUGGGGUGGUCUCAAAAGGAGCCCCCAAAGCUGCGUGCAGUGACCCCAUGGGGGAAGGGGGGCUCUUGGCCGUCCCCCAGGUUUGGGGGCCAUGGCAGAGCAGGACUGGGCGCUGGAGCCGGGCUGGCUCCUGUCCCCCGCCGGCCGCCCCUACCUGGACUCCAUCCUGCACAAGAACCAGCGGAGAGUGUUCGGUCUGCUGGAGCGCCCGGCGCUGCCGCCUGCGCUGGCUGUCCCCACGGUCACCUACAAACUCUUCCUGGCGGGCAGGAGCGGCGUCGGCAAGACAGCGCUGGUGGCCUGGCUGGGGGGGACCCCCGCGCCCCCCGCCCACCACGAGACCCUGGGCAUCGAGGCCACCACGCUGUUCUGGCCGGCCAAGCCCCGCGGCAGCGGCCGCCCCGUCCUGUUCCAGCUGCACCUCUGGGACUGCGGGGACGGAGCGCUCAGGAAGUUCGAGCACCUGCUGCCCGCCUGUAAGGAGGAGGCGGACGCCGCCCUGUUCCUGUUCUCCUUCACGGACCGCGCGUCCUUCGAGGAGCUGCCGGCGCUCAUGGGCCGCGUGCUGGGCCCCGGGGACCGUCACCUCGUCAGGGUGGUCGUGGGCACCAAAUUCGACCUGGCCCCGCACGCGGCUGUGACAGAAGGGGACGUGCGGGCCUUCGAGGGCUCGCAGGGGCUGCGGGUGCUGCGGGCAGGGGGCACCGCGGGGGCCGGCGGGGCGCGGGCGGGGCUGGCCCGGGUCGGCCCCGUCCUGGACGCCCUGGUGGAGGAGCUCUGGCGGCGCGACCAAGUGACCGCCGGGGUCACCCCGGGGGACACGGGGGACACCCCCACCUGA
Messenger RNA from Agelaius phoeniceus (red-winged blackbird), 1039 nucleotides. The record is from RefSeq and is a predicted model, not a curated record. NCBI's taxonomy places the organism in Eukaryota, Metazoa, Chordata, Aves, Passeriformes, Icteridae.